UCCACACCGGAGCCGCCGAGCAUCGACUGGGCGAUUAUGCCGCGAGCCCGGAGCGCCGGGAAUUCGCAGGGAGCCGAGCCAGCCGAGCACGGGAGCCGGCUGUGAGCGGGGGAACAGGGGCAUGGCUGGGCCCCCCAUGCUGCGGGGGUGAGGAGGAUGAGCCCUGCAGCCGCCGAGAGCCGCCGCCGCUGCGGGGCCAUGCCCCAGCGCCGCGGGCUGCGCUGCGCUCCGGGCGCCUUGGGGCUUUAGAGGAGGAGGAGGAGGUCGUGUUGGGAAGGGAGAGCGAUGAACUGAAGAUUAAACAUGUAUGGGAAUUAUCCUCACUUCAUUAAGUUUCCUGCGGGCUUUGGCAAUUCCCCCGUGCACGCCAGCUCCACGUCCGUCAGCCUGUCCUCGGGGCUGUCCACGGGGAGCCCGGUGCUGGAGGGGCCCCCCGGCUUCCUGGAGCCCCCCGGGAGCGCGGCGCGGGCGCUGCCAUCGCCCAUGAGCGCCCUCGGCUCCCCGGUGAACGCCCUGGCAUCGCCCUACAGGGUCAUCGCCUCCUCCCUGGCCUCCCACCCCGUCGCCCUGUCCUCGGCCCCAGGGAUGAAUUUCGUGGCACACGCCAGUCCACAGCUCAAUGUCCUGAACAAUGUCAGCAGCUCGGAGGAUGUCAAGCCCUUGCCGGGUCUCCCGGGGAUGGGGAACAUGAAUUAUCCAUCCACAAGUCCAGGAUCCCUAGCCAAACACAUCUGUGCCAUCUGUGGGGACAGGUCCUCAGGGAAGCACUAUGGGGUGUACAGCUGUGAGGGCUGCAAGGGCUUCUUCAAGAGGACGAUCCGGAAGGAUCUGAUCUACACCUGCCGGGAUAACAAGGACUGCCUCAUCGACAAGCGCCAGCGCAACCGCUGCCAGUACUGCCGCUACCAGAAGUGCCUCGCCAUGGGCAUGAAGAGGGAAGCUGUGCAGGAGGAGAGGCAGCGGAGCAGGGAGCGCAGCGAGAACGACGCCGAGGCCACGAGCAGUGGCAGCGAGGACAUGCCCGUGGAGAGGAUCCUGGAAGCUGAGCUGGCAGUGGAGCCCAAAACAGAGGCCUACAGUGACAUGGGCACAGAGAGCUCGACAAAUGACCCUGUCACCAACAUCUGCCAUGCUGCUGACAAGCAGCUCUUCACUCUGGUCGAGUGGGCCAAGCGCAUCCCCCACUUCUCCGACCUGACGCUGGAAGACCAAGUCAUUCUGCUCCGGGCAGGCUGGAAUGAGCUGCUCAUUGCCUCCUUCUCGCAUCGCUCGGUGUCGGUGCAGGACGGGAUCCUGCUGGCCACGGGCCUGCACGUGCACCGCAGCAGCGCCCACAGCGCUGGCGUGGGCUCCAUCUUUGACAGGGUUUUGACAGAGCUGGUGUCCAAAAUGAAAGACAUGCAGAUGGAUAAGUCGGAGCUGGGGUGCCUGCGAGCCAUUGUCCUCUUUAACCCAGAUGCCAAGGGUUUGUCCAGCCCCUCAGAAGUGGAAUCCCUGCGGGAGAAGGUCUAUGCCACGCUGGAAGCCUACACGAAGCAGAAGUACCCCGAGCAGCCCGGGCGGUUUGCCAAGCUCCUGCUGCGCCUGCCGGCGCUGCGGUCCAUCGGGCUGAAGUGCCUGGAGCACCUCUUCUUCUUCAAGCUCAUUGGAGACACCCCCAUCGACACCUUUCUCAUGGAGAUGCUGGAGACACCCCUGCAGGUCACUUGA
Passer montanus (Eurasian tree sparrow) is the source of this 1710-nucleotide messenger RNA. RefSeq names its product retinoid X receptor gamma (gene RXRG). NCBI's taxonomy places the organism in Eukaryota, Metazoa, Chordata, Aves, Passeriformes, Passeridae. Gene Ontology annotation, biological process: retinoic acid receptor signaling pathway; response to retinoic acid; cell differentiation. The record is from RefSeq and is a predicted model, not a curated record. The transcript is spliced from 10 exons. The coding region runs from base 304 to 1710 and encodes 468 amino acids. Gene Ontology annotation, cellular component: RNA polymerase II transcription regulator complex; nucleus. Gene Ontology annotation, molecular function: zinc ion binding; nuclear receptor activity; nuclear steroid receptor activity.